AUGCCUGCUUUCGCUCAGGCUUCCGAUCUCAAUGCCUGGAAGGAGCUCCAGGAGCACCACGCCAAUGUCGGCCGUAACAUUGUCCUGAAGGAGUACUUCCAGAAGGACCCCGAGCGCUUCGAGAAGUUCAGCCACACCUUUGUCAACACCGUUGACAAUGCCGACAUUCUGUUCGACUUCUCCAAGAACUUCCUCACCGAGGAGACUCUGUCUCUGCUGGUGAAGCUGGCCAAGGAGGCCGGUGUUGAGGAGCUCCGCGAUGCUAUGUUCCGUGGUGACCACAUCAACUUCACCGAGGACCGUGCUGUCUACCACGCUGCCCUGCGCAACACCUCCAACGAGCCCAUGCAGGUAGAUGGUAAGAGCGUCGUCGAGGAUGUCAAUGCUGUUCUUGAGCAUAUGAAGGAGUUCUCCGAGCAGGUGCGCAGCGGUGAGUGGAAGGGUUACACUGGCAAGAAGAUCAACACUAUCAUCAACAUUGGUAUCGGUGGUUCCGAUCUCGGCCCUGUCAUGGUCACCGAGGCCCUGAAGCCCUACGGCCACCCCGACCUGACCCUUCACUUCGUCUCCAACAUUGACGGUACUCACGUCGCUGAGGCUCUCAAGCACUCCGACCCCGAGACCACCCUGUUCCUCAUUGCCUCCAAGACCUUCACCACUGCUGAGACUACCACCAACGCCAAUACUGCCAAGAGCUGGUUCCUGCAGACGGCCAAGGAUGAGUCUCAUAUUGCGAAGCACUUCGUUGCCCUCUCCACCAACGAGGCCGAGGUCACCAAGUUCGGUAUUGACAGCAAGAACAUGUUCGGCUUCGAGUCCUGGGUUGGUGGCCGUUACUCUGUGUGGAGCGCCAUCGGUCUGUCUGUGGCUCUGUACAUCGGCUACGACAACUUCCACCAGUUCCUUGCCGGUGCCCACGCCAUGGACAAGCACUUCCGCGAGACCCCUCUGGAGAAGAACAUCCCCGCCAUCGGUGGUCUGUUGAGCGUUUGGUACAGCGACUUCUUCGGUGCCCAGACCCACCUGGUUGCUCCCUUCGACCAGUACCUGCACCGUUUCCCUGCCUACCUGCAGCAGCUGUCCAUGGAGAGCAACGGUAAGGCCAUCACCCGCUCUGGCGAGUAUGUCAAGUACACCACCGGUCCCAUCCUGUUCGGUGAGCCCGCCACCAACGCCCAGCACAGCUUCUUCCAGCUGCUGCACCAGGGCACCAAGCUCAUCCCUGCCGACUUCCUGAUGGCCAUUGAGUCUCACAACCCCGUCGAGGGUGGCAAGCACCAGCGCAUGCUGGCCUCCAACUUCCUCGCUCAAUCCGAGGCCUUGAUGGUCGGCAAGACCCCCGAGGAGGUCAAGGCCGAGGGUGCCCCCGAUAACCUCGUCUCCCACAAGACCUUCCUGGGUAACCGCCCUACCACCUCCAUCCUGGCCAAGAAGAUCACCCCGGCCACCCUGGGUGCUCUGAUCACCUACUACGAACACCUCACCUUCACCGAGGGUGCCGUCUGGAACAUCAACUCGUUCGACCAGUGGGGUGUCGAGUUGGGCAAGGUCCUGGCCAAGAAGAUCCAGAAGGAGCUGGAGACUGCUGGCGAGGGUGCUGGUCACGAUAGCUCUACCAGCGGUCUGCUGUUGGCCUUCAAGGCCAAGGCUAACCUGGCCUAG
This is a messenger RNA of Penicillium subrubescens, 1662 nucleotides long. Its product is annotated as glucose-6-phosphate isomerase. NCBI's taxonomy places the organism in Eukaryota, Fungi, Ascomycota, Eurotiomycetes, Eurotiales, Aspergillaceae. The coding region runs from base 1 to 1662 and encodes 553 amino acids. Gene Ontology annotation, molecular function: monosaccharide binding; glucose-6-phosphate isomerase activity; carbohydrate derivative binding. Gene Ontology annotation, cellular component: cytosol. The transcript is spliced from 2 exons. The record is from RefSeq and is a predicted model, not a curated record. Gene Ontology annotation, biological process: gluconeogenesis; glycolytic process; glucose 6-phosphate metabolic process.